Molecule: messenger RNA, 2104 nt
Organism: Corticium candelabrum
Lineage: Eukaryota; Metazoa; Porifera; Homoscleromorpha; Homosclerophorida; Plakinidae
Product: protein disulfide-isomerase A4-like
Exons: 3
Coding region: 14-1909 (631 amino acids)
Biological process (GO): response to endoplasmic reticulum stress; protein folding
Cellular component (GO): cell surface; endoplasmic reticulum
Molecular function (GO): protein disulfide isomerase activity
Source: RefSeq, a predicted model, not a curated record
CUCCCGGAUACUGAUGGCGUGUACUAACAGAGUGAGACUCUUGCUACUGCUGUUCUGCAUUUCUGCACCACUGCAUCGAGCGGAGAAUGGCGAAGACGAGGUUCCAGUGCAAGAACAAGAACCAGAAGAAGAAAACGGGGCUUCAGACGAGGAAACUCAGGAAGAAACGAGCGAAAGCGACGUGCUAGACCUCACAAAGGACACUUUUGAUGGAACAAUCAAUGAAAAAGACAUCAUACUGGUGGAGUUUUAUGCACCAUGGUGUGGCCAUUGCAAGUCCCUCGCUCCAGAGUACGAGAAGGCUGCAACAGCAUUGAAACAAAACGACCCACCUGUGACUCUGGCAAAAGUAGAUGCAACAGUUGAGAGUGACUUGGCAUCUCGGUUUGAUGUGUCUGGCUACCCAACACUGAAGAUUUUUCGUAAAGGAGAAGCACUAGACUAUGAUGGUCCACGUGAUGCUGAAGGCAUCAUAAGCUUUAUGAAAGAGAGAGCUGAUCCCAACUGGAAACCUCCUCCAGAAGCAGUUGUCACACUUACAAAGUCUACUUUCAACGACCACAUAGACAAUGCUGACCUAACGUUAGUUGAAUUUUAUGCUCCAUGGUGCGGACACUGCAAACGUCUUGCUCCACAAUAUGAAAAAGCAGCUCAGCGACUGAAGAACGAAGACCCUCCAAUCACAUUAGCAAAAGUAGAUGCCACUGAGGAGACAGAGCUGGCACAACGGUUUGGAGUUUCAGGAUACCCAACACUGAAAAUGUUCAGAAAGGGCAAAGUGUUUGACUAUGAUGGACCAAGGGAAGAACACGGUAUUGUUGAUUAUAUGAUGAAGCAGUCUGGGCCUCCAAGCACAGAACUCUUUUCCAUUAAAGAUGUGGAAAAGCACGAAUAUUUUAACGAUGUCACUGUGUUGGGUGUGUUUGAUCCGAAUGAUCAGAAACCAUUUGAGCUGUUUAUGGAGGCUGCUCAUAAAGUGAGAGAUGAAUUUGUUGUUGCGCACACAUUUCUUGAGGAAGCAAGGACUAGGUAUGGAGGCGUGGGUGUCGCUUUAUUUCAGCCUGAAAAGUUUCUGUCAAAGUAUGAACCAAAGUUUCACUUUAAGAAGGAUUUUGAGAAGGCAGCUGAAGUGGAAGAAUUCCUUCGUGAUGCAUUUGUUCCAUUGGUUGGAGAAAUUACUCAAGAGACAAGAAGACAUUAUAAGAAACGUCCAUUACUUGUGGCUUACUACACAGUUGACUGGAGUUUUGAUAAUCGAGUUGCUACACAGUUUUGGAGAAAGAAAAUUUUGGAAGUUGCAAAGGAUUACCGGGACAUAACAUUUGCUAUUGCUGACGAGAACAUGUUUGGAGAUGAGCUUAAACAGUUAGGAUUAGAUGAUGCAGGUGGUGAUGUUGCCAUUGGUAUUUGGGGAGACAAGAAUGCUAGAUACAGAAUGGAAGAAGAUGAUCUCGAUGAAGAUACACUGAAGGACUUUGUUGAUGCAUUCAAGACUGGUGAACUGAAACCAAUUAUAAAAUCUCAACCAAUUCCAAAGAAAAAUUCAGGACCAGUGACAGUUGUCGUUGGUAAAACAUUUAAUGACAUUGUCAUGGAUCCCGAGAAAGAUGUGCUGAUUGAAUUCUAUGCACCUUGGUGUGGACACUGCAAGAGUCUUGAACCAAAAUACAAAGAACUCGGGAAAAAGUAUAAAGCAGAAAACAAUCUGGUCAUAGCAAAGAUGGAUGCAACUGCAAAUGAUGCCAUGCCAGGGUUUGAAGUUGAGGGUUUCCCGACAAUCUAUUUUGCUCCAAAAGGUGAGACAAAGGCACCUCAGAAGUAUGAAGGUGGUCGUGAAGUAGAUGACUUCGUAAAGUUCCUAGAAGAGAAUUCGCAAGUUCUGAAGGACAGGGGAAAGGAUGAGCUUUGAUAUCAACUAGAUGCUUAGUGGUGUUGUGCAAGCUGAUUAUGAAUACUUGGUCUGCUUCUACUUCUACUCUUUUCUCUUUCUAUUAGAUUGUGGUGUAAACUUUACAUCAUAUUUGCAUUCUCUACACAUGGAUCUACUGUAACAUCUUGAUUGUCACACUAAUAUAGAUCAUGUGAGUGAUGUUCUACAUUCUAA